UAACACGAGAUCUCGCCUUAUAACACGAGAUCUCGCCUUAUAACACGUGAUCUCGCUUUUUAACACGAGAUCUCGCCUUGACUACCUGCCCUCCCCCCCUCUAGGAUUAUCUAGAAGCACGUGCAUCGCUAACUGGCCAGCGGUCGUUUCCGUAAACAACAACCACAUGCAUCAUGGCGUCUGGCAACAGUGGAUUUGAUAAGAUGGAUGUCUCAGCAGUGACAUUUGCAACUACUGAGUGCCUUGAAGAAUUGGGACUGAAGGCAAAGGGUGAUUUGUUUGCCCUAAAGGCUUUUUGCCAGCGUCAAACUUCAAGUCAAACUUUUACUCCAAGUGCCAACACAACUGAAACUGACUAUAACAGGAGAAAACGAGAGCUGUUGGAGCAGUUAAAUGUACAAGGUGAAAAACAGAAGAAAAAAGUCAAAAGGGAUAAUAAGUUAUCUUCUGGAAGUGCUACUAAGACUGCUCCCGAAAGACAAAAAACACGCAAGAUAACUCUUGGGUGGCUUCACUACUGUCCAAAGAAUCAGAAAUUUAUGGGAGUUAGACUGGCAAAUGGUGGGGGACCAAGAAAACUUGAUGUACCUUAUUUAGAAGAUCCAACCAAUGAUUCUCUUCCAGUAGAAGUACGUCAGGGGAAAGAGGACUGGACUUUGGUGGUGUCACUGAAGACUUCUUCAGUGCCUUUUGGAAGGCUGCCUUUGAUGAAUUCUUYGAUGGAGAUGUUGUCAAAAUACCAUUGGCAUCACCACUGA
Messenger RNA from Exaiptasia diaphana, 758 nucleotides. RefSeq lists its product as uncharacterized. The record is from RefSeq and is a predicted model, not a curated record. The coding region runs from base 174 to 758 and encodes 194 amino acids. The transcript has 4 exons. Lineage: Eukaryota; Metazoa; Cnidaria; Anthozoa; Actiniaria; Aiptasiidae.